UUGCCUGGUGCCUUCCAUCCGGUGAGUACAUAAACUCUGAAAACAGUAAACAAUUGACAACAGUUUGCAUGUACCUAGCCGUGGCAUUGAUAAUUAUAGUGGCGAGCUUAUUCGGCUUUCAAAUUCGCAAUGGCGCCCCUAGAAGCAUGUGUCUUGGUGCUCAGUAUCGCCGGAGCCAUAGCGUAUAUCCCCCAUGGUUCUAUUGGGGAAAAGGACCCCAUGCUUACCGAGGCUUUGCUCCGUGAAGUCGUCGACCGCAUGGGGCAAGAGCUGAACGAUGCCCCGUUCCUGGACUUCCCAUCGUCCAACGAGCACCGCCUGGCUCUCAUGGUGCGCGCCAACAAAGACCUCGAGAACGAACAGCUGGACUAUGACUCGCUGCCCGAAGGCAACCCCAACCCCAGCCUCAGAGACCAAGAGUUCUUGCCGCACAGCUCCCUGUGGGGCCACCAGUACGUGGCGGGCGGAGCUGGGGAGGGUGAGCAGCGCCUGCACCCGUCGGGGCUGGUCCCCAACCGCGCGCUGGUGAAGACCGAUGCCGUGCUGCCCGCCUACUGCAACCCGCCGAACCCCUGCCCUGUUGGAUACACUGAGGAGCAAGGCUGCCUGGAAGAGUUCGAGAACACGGCCGCGUUCAGCCGCGACUACCAGCAGGCGCAGCGCUGCAUGUGCGACGGGGAGCACAUGUUCAGCUGCCCCCCGGACGGAGACCUGGACCUGCGCUUCCCGGAGCACCACAAGAGCCUCGUCGCCAAGAAGUUCGGACGCGAUGUGGAGAACCCUUUCCUUGCCGGCGAGCGUCUACCAAUUGCUGCAAAAAAGGGCUUUCUAGUUUAAAACCGUCGACUAGUUAUUGGAGAUUCAACUCCUUCUAUUUAAUUUAGAAUGGUAUAAAAUCGGUGUUAGUUAGAAAAAGUAAAAUAAUGUUUCUACGUCUGUCUAUAAAAUUUUCACCAUCUGAUGAAUAAAAAAAACAGUAUAAUAAAAAAAAAGUUUCCAGG
Molecule: messenger RNA, 1001 nt
Organism: Plutella xylostella (diamondback moth)
Lineage: Eukaryota; Metazoa; Arthropoda; Insecta; Lepidoptera; Plutellidae
Gene: 7B2
Product: Secretogranin_V domain-containing protein 7B2
Biological process (GO): neuropeptide signaling pathway; regulation of hormone secretion
Cellular component (GO): secretory granule
Molecular function (GO): enzyme regulator activity
Source: RefSeq, a predicted model, not a curated record